AUGCUGGGCAAGGAUUACAUGCUGGCCAUCAUUCUGGUCAACUGCGAUGAUGACUUGUGGGGGGACCAGAGUCUGGAGGGGGAGCCAGGUUUGCCCCCUGGCUGGAGGAAGAUCCGCGAUGCUGCAGGUACUUAUUAUUGGCAUGUACCCAGCGGUAGCACCCAGUGGCAGCGCCCAACCUGGGAGUCAGGAGAUGCAGAGGACCCAGGCACGAAGACGGAGGGAAUUUGGGGACUUCGGCCCCCCAAGGGGAGAUCCUUCUCCAGCCUGGAGAGCUCACUGGACCGGAGUAAUUCUGUGUCCUGGUAUGGUGAAGAAUCCUACAUCCAGAGAAUGACGCCAGGGGCUAAGUGCUUCGCAGUCCGCUCUCUGGGCUGGGUGGAAGUACCUGAAGAGGAUCUGGUACCAGGGAAGAGCAGUAUUGCAGUCAAUAACUGCAUCCAGCAGCUGGCCCAGACUCGUAGCCAGAGCCAGCCCCCGGAUGGUACCUGGGGCGAGGGCCAGAACAUGCUGAUGAUCCUGAAGAAGGAUGUGAUGAGCCUGGUGAAUCCCCUGGACCACAGUCUGAUCCACCGCCAGCCUCUGGUGCACAUUCGUGUAUGGGGUGUGGGCAGCUCCAAGGGCCGUGACAGCCCCAUCUCUGACCCUGCCAGGGACUUCGCUUUUGUGGCGGGUGACAAAGACAGCUGUAUGCUCAAGUGCCAUGUGUUUCGCUGUGACGUCCCUGCCAAGGCCAUUGCCAGUGCCCUACACGGGCUCUGUGCCCAGAUCUUGUCAGAGCGAGUAGGGGUCAGUGGGGAUUCCCCUUGCUGCUCGCUAGACCCCAUCUCCCCUGAAGACCUGCCUCGACAAGUGGAGCUACUGGAUGCGGUGAGCCAGGCUGCUCAGAAGUACGAGGCACUGUACAUGGGGACUCUGCCAGUCACCAAAGCCAUGGGCAUGGACGUGAUGAACGAGGCCAUUGGUACCCUCACCACCCAUGGGGACCGGGACGCCUGGGUCCCUGCCAUGCUCAGCAUAUCUGACUCUCUCAUGACUGCACGUCCCAUUCAGGCAGAGGCUGGUGCAGAGGAGGAGCCACUGUGGCAGUGCCCUGUGCGCCUCGUGACCUUUAUUGGUGUUGGUCGUGACCCACACACCUUUGGCCUCAUUGCCGACCUGGGCCGUCAGAGCUUCCAGUGUGCGGCCUUCUGGUGCCAGCCCCAUGCAGGGGGACUCUCUGAAGCUGUGCAGGCUGCUUGCAUGGUUCAGUACCAGAAGUGUCUUGUGGCCUCUGCGGCUCGAGGCAAGGCCUGGGGUGCCCAGGCCCGUGCCCGCCUGCGGCUCAAGCGGACCAGCUCUGUGGACUCCCCUGGAGGUCCCCUGCCCCUCCCCCUGCUCAAAGGAGGGGUUGGGGGUGCAGGGGCAGCCCCCCGAAAGCGGGGCAUCUUCUCUUUUCUUGAUGCCUUCCGGCUGAAACCCUCUCUGCUCCACAUGCCCUAA
Lipotes vexillifer (Yangtze River dolphin) is the source of this 1482-nucleotide messenger RNA. It is a transcript of the gene APBB3, whose product is annotated as amyloid beta precursor protein binding family B member 3. The transcript has 13 exons. Gene Ontology annotation, cellular component: nucleus; cytoplasm. Gene Ontology annotation, biological process: regulation of DNA-templated transcription. The record is from RefSeq and is a predicted model, not a curated record. Lineage: Eukaryota; Metazoa; Chordata; Mammalia; Artiodactyla; Lipotidae. Gene Ontology annotation, molecular function: transcription factor binding; amyloid-beta binding. The coding region runs from base 1 to 1482 and encodes 493 amino acids.